Myxocyprinus asiaticus (Chinese sucker) is the source of this 5162-nucleotide messenger RNA. It is a transcript of the gene galnt10, whose product is annotated as polypeptide N-acetylgalactosaminyltransferase 10. The coding region runs from base 97 to 1899 and encodes 600 amino acids. Gene Ontology annotation, cellular component: Golgi apparatus. The record is from RefSeq and is a predicted model, not a curated record. Lineage: Eukaryota; Metazoa; Chordata; Actinopteri; Cypriniformes; Catostomidae. The transcript has 12 exons.
ACGCAGAGUUAGUCAAGUUGCAGUCACUUGCUGUAGUUUCUGUUGGUUUAUUAAAAUAAGACAGUAGGCACAUUAAAGAGAGAGAAAAAGCCGAAGAUGCGACGGAAACAGAAGAGAUUACUGCAGAUCGCAGUGCUGCUCAUUGUGGCCUUUCUGUUCUUGCCCAAUGUUGGUUUAUGGUCCGUGUAUCUGGACCGAAUGUUUGACAGCUCCGCGCAGGCGGCGGACGGAGGACUCUCACACAUUCAGAGAAUAAACAGACAUGAGAUACAGAAUGCUGGUGUUGGGAAAAGAGACUGGCACGACUAUGCAACUAUUAAGAGUGAUGCUGCACGCUCAGGUGUUGGGGAGCAGGGCAAGCCUUACCCAUUGACUGACUCUGACAGAGUAGACCAGGCGUACCGGGAAAAUGGAUUUAACAUAUUUGUCAGUGAUCGUAUUGCCCUAAACAGAUCCCUGCCUGAUAUCAGACACCUAAAUUGCAAGUUGAAGCUGUAUGCAGAAAAACUUCCCAAUACAAGCAUCAUCAUCCCCUUCCACAAUGAGGGCUGGUCAUCACUGCUGCGCACAGUACACAGUAUUCUCAACCGCUCGCCACCACAACUCAUCGCUGAGAUCAUACUCGUGGAUGACUUCAGUGACAAAGAGCAUCUGAAAUCCUCUCUGGAGGAGUACAUGGUACAGAUACCAAAGGUGCGUAUUCUUCGUACCAAGAAGCGUGAAGGUCUGAUCAGGACUAGACUGUUGGGCGCUGCCGCUGCCAAAGGGGAUGUCAUUACAUUUCUAGACUCUCACUGUGAGGCCAAUGUCAACUGGCUGCCCCCUUUACUGGAUCGCAUUGCCCUGAACCGGAAGACAAUAGUGUGUCCAAUGAUUGACGUGAUUGACCAUGAUAACUUUGGCUAUGAGACUCAGGCCGGAGAUGCCAUGCGUGGGGCUUUUGACUGGGAGAUGUUCUACAAACGCAUCCCAAUUCCAUCCCAACUACAGAGAUUAGACCCCAGUGACCCUUUUGAGUCCCCUGUAAUGGCAGGCGGUCUCUUUGCUGUAGACCGGAGGUGGUUCUGGGAACUGGGAGGAUAUGACACUGGACUGGAGAUAUGGGGAGGAGAACAGUAUGAGAUAUCAUUUAAGGUAUGGAUGUGUGGUGGCCGUAUGGAGGACAUUCCGUGCUCAAGAGUGGGCCACAUAUACAGGAAAUAUGUUCCCUACAAAGUACCGGGUGGAGUGAGUCUCGCUAGAAACUUAAAGCGUGUAGCCGAGGUGUGGAUGGAUGAGUAUGCAGAGUAUAUCUACCAGCGCAGACCAGAAUAUCGGCAUCUCUCUGCUGGUGAUGUAGCUGUGCAGAAGGAAUUGAGGAACAGGCUGAACUGCAAAAACUUCAAAUGGUUCAUGACAGAGGUGGCGUGGGACCUACCCAAACACUAUCCACCCGUGGAACCUCCAGCAGCAGCAUGGGGCGAUUUGCGUAAUGUUGGCAGUGGUCUUUGCAUGGAGAGUAAACACUUUUCCUCUGGUUCCCCAAUCCGUUUGGAGAAAUGUCUGAAAGGAAGGGGGGAGCCGACCUGGAGUCAUGGUCAGGUCUUUACGUUUGGUUGGAGAGAAGAUAUACGGGUAGGAGACCCAUUGCACACUAAGAAGGUCUGCUUUGAUGCCAUCUCCCAUAACAGCCCUGUUACACUGUAUGACUGCCAUGGCAUGAGAGGAAACCAGCUGUGGUCAUAUAGAAAGGAUAAGAGCAUAUAUCACCCCAUCAGUAACAGCUGCAUAGACUCCAAUGCUGCAGAGAAGAGGGUUUUUAUGAACUACUGUGACCCGACCUCACCAAGUCAGCAGUGGCUAUUCGAAAACACCAAUGCCACUGUUCUAGACUCUUUUCAUCACAAACGCAGUGCAUAACACUUGGAACAUGAGAAUAUUAUCAAGGUGGUGGUAAACUGGUGAGAGAUUUGGAAUUUUGGAUUGUGGCAUUGCUUACUGAAGCUGAAAUUCUGUGCCUUUAUUGAACUGAUGUAUGUCUGAAAACUGUAUUCUGAACCUUUGCACUCUGAAGGCGUCAUCCCUCUUUUCACACUUCUGCUUCAAAUGGACAAAAAUUUAGGACAGCUUUCCUCCAUCCUACUGUGCACUUUCCCCCUUGAAUUCUCAUAGCAAUGCUGCUGAAACCCCAAUUACCUAUCACUGUUAAACAGACAGGAGGGAAUCAGUCAUGAUAAACUGUAAAAUCAGCUCGUUGUACUCGUGUUUAGUUCAAAUAAUUAUGUUCCAGGCUCUGUGCUAAUUAAUAACAGUGCUUGCAAGGCAGCACUGUAUUGAUAUUCCUCAAACAUUCUGGUUAGAGUUUGUCCUAAACCCCAACAAUAGCUUAAACUUAUGCAAUUAAUUCAGCCCAAAGCGCUUAAUGUACAGACUCCAUUCAAACGUAGUUUUGUUGAUAAUUUAAAAUGUUCUGUAUUUUUUGUUUUUCCUUUGGUUCAAAUUAAGAACUUUUUCUAUCAAAAAAUUAAGCUUUUAUAGAACAUAAACUGACAGUGAUUAUGUCAGCAUAAUAUUUGCUUACCGAAUUGUGAUUGGUCUUCCUUGCCUAUACAGUGGCCCAAAAAGUACUUGGACUCUUUUGGACACCUUUGUCACUUUGUCAGGAAUUUCAUGUGUGGCAUAUGCAAACAAAUAACACUAGAGCUUUUCUCAGAACUAACUCUGAGAAAACUCUGAGCCCAAGCUGAUUCUAAUGGAUGUAUGUUUUGACAACCAGAAAAUCUCCCAGUACUUUCUUAAUUUUGAACAAUAUAUCUAAUUUUAUAUAACCAAACCUAGCAAAGUUCUCUUUGUAAAGCUGUUUUGCUUUUAAGUGUGCUUGUGUAAUCUUUCUUUAAAAUUGCACUUGCUGUGAUAUUUUGUUAUACUGUAUAAUGCAAACACAUUCAUACAGUUUUUCGUGUGUCAAAAUACUUUUUGGGGCCACUGUAUUUAACCGUUUAAUUUACACUGCAAAUACACUAUGCGUUUUGUAUUCUUGUGCAUACCUGACUGAAAAGAAAAGUGCUAUGCAGUUCUGACAUGGCAAUUCUUUUACAUAGUACCAAAGCCUAAAUCUUUAGUAUAGCUCUAAUGCAUAUUACAAACACAAUGCUGAAUUUGCUGUGCCUUGCUGACAGAUCAUAGUGUAAUGCCAACACAGAUGCUUCUCUAGUUUUGUACAUCUAUUGAGAGUAUUUGAGAAGUUAGUGAUUUGUCUGUGUCUGUCCUGUUUUUAUCAUUCAGUUUAUCUAUCAAGAACUUUUCAAAUGUUUGUUUGUCCAGAACCUAUUUUAAUAUAUUAGUGUAUUUUUUUUUUUUUUGUUUUUUUUUUUUUUUUUUUUUUUUUUUCUGUGAGGCCAGGGUUUAAUAAAAAAUAAUGAUAUUACUGUUUUGGGUGGACCAAUGUUUCAAAAUGCACAUGUAAAUAAUUGAGCAAAUUGGGCUUUAGGAGUCUGUGGUCUAAUAUUGUGUUUUGUUUGAAACUAAGUGUUGUAAGAUUAGCUUUUGGGUGCAUCAUUGUGUAAAAUAUCUGCAUUAUUUGAAUACUAAAUAAUAUUGACACAGAGUUGGAUGUAGUAAAUUUUGGUAUGGUGGAAUGGAAUGGUACACUUAUAUGGAAUGGUAGUAUCUUUAUACUGUAAGUUUAUAUGCACAUAUUGAUAAUCAUUUAAUUUGAAGAGUGAUAAUCUAGUAGAUUGUAUGUUCUGUUUACUUCUGGUUUUGAUUUAUUUUCUUUCAAGUUAUAUUAACUAUGGUAUGUCUCAUUUAUAUCAGCUCUGACAGUUGUUUAAAUGAAAUGUAAAACUAUUUUUCAGUCACAGAAAAAUAAGUAGACCUUUUUUUUUUGUUUCAGAACAUCUGUUCUGGACUCUUCUGAAUUUUAAUGCAGAUAAUGCAAAGAAAAAUAAAUAAUUUUAGGGAUGAUCAUUUUAUUCUAUAACAGGAUUGGUGAUCUUGUGGGGGAAAUUAUGUUGCUGGAUCUUGAUAAUGAAUUACAUGUGAACAGUGUUGUAAGAGUCCUCUGUUCUGAAUCAUGGCAAUUCAGGACUUGAUUAAUUAAUUAAAUAGCUUUUUAGUCAUCUGCCAAUUACAGUUUUUCUCAACUGAUUUUACAAAUUACUCCAAAUUAAGGUCAUUGUUCUAAAAACAAUUCAUACAGCCAAUUUUCUUGAUUUGCAUAAUUUUCUCAAAAUAAUACACACAAAUUACUCUGAUCCAAGGUUCAUGUUUACAAAACAAACACAAGCUAAUAAACUAAAGCCAUAUUCUCAAAUGCACAUGGCAUGUUGUCAAAUGGCAUCAUAUUGAUAUCUGCUGUGUGUAAAAUAUUGGAAGUAGGUGGUUAGCUUUAAGACUAUUGGGAUGGUGUGUCUAUUAAACACUAUCAGCCUCAUUCAUGAAACAUGAGCAGCAUAAAUUGUUGUGAAUCGGUUGUAAAGCUGUUGUGUUGUAAAUUCUUAUUUUAAAUUCAUAUUUUCAAAGUGUUAGUUCAUACAAACAAAAUUUACACCUGCUUCUUUCCAUAUGUAAAUCGUGCGUAAAACAUCCAAACGUUUUGUGUUCUUUCAGGCAAACUGCUAUGACUAUAUUUUGUUAGAAGUUAAAUGAAAUGAGUAAUACAAAAUUAACUAAUAAAUGAAUGAGUGAAAAUAACCUUAAUAAAUAAACCUGAAUUUGUUAAAAAGAGUUUUGUAAAAAGUAAAUACAGUAUGUUGUAUAGCCUAUAUAUACAGUGGCUAAAAAACAAAUUUGUGAACCCUUUGGGAUUACGUGAUUUUAUGUAUAAAUUUGUCUUAAAAUCUGGUUUGAUCUUCAUCUAAGUUGCAAUAAUGAACAAACACAAUCUGUUUUAACUAAUAACACACAAAUUAUUGUAUUGUUCAUGUCCAUAUUGAAUACAUAAUUCAAACAUUCACAGUGUAGAGUCAGGAGUUGGCAAACCUGGCAUCCUAUUAAUGAAAUUGGAGGUGUGAGCCACCACUGCCCCAAAUACAUGCUGUAAAAUGUAAUUUGUAGCAUAUUCCAUUAAAUUACUCAAGGUCAGUAAUGUAUUCUAAAUACUUUGGAUUACUACUUCAGCACUGGUAGAUUUUUUCACUUGUUUUGACUAUAAUAACUCCGGUACAGUAAGACAAAAUACA